Molecule: messenger RNA, 944 nt
Organism: Corapipo altera (White-ruffed manakin)
Lineage: Eukaryota; Metazoa; Chordata; Aves; Passeriformes; Pipridae
Product: EH domain-containing protein 2-like
Exons: 3
Biological process (GO): endosomal transport; endocytosis
Cellular component (GO): cytoplasm; plasma membrane
Molecular function (GO): calcium ion binding; protein binding
Source: RefSeq, a predicted model, not a curated record
GGACAGGGUCAAUGAGCUCGUCAGGAGGGCACAACAAGUCAGGGUCCACGCCCUGAUCGUGUCCCGGCUGCGUCAGGAGGUCCCCUCAGUCCUGGGCACCAGCGGCCGUCGGAAGCGGCUCCUGCGGCGGCUCCCGGAGCUCCUGGCCCAGAUCCAGCGGGAGCAGCAGAUCCCACCCGGGGACCUCCCGGACUGCAACCGCCUGCAGGAGCAGCUCCAGUCCCGGGACCUUUCCCGUCUCCCCCCCCUGAAGCGGCCGCUGCUGUCGGGGCUGGAGGAGCUCCUGUCCCGCGACCUCCCGGCCCUGACGGACCUGCUGGGCCCCGACCAACCCCCCGGGGGCCCGGCCGUGCGCGGGGGGGUCCUGGACGGCGCCGGGCCCUUCGCCGCCGACAGCGACGAGGACGACGAGGAGGACGACGAGGGCGACGCCGACGAGGACGACGACGAGUGGGUGGUGAUGAAGGACAAGGCCAAGUACGACGAGAUCUUCUACGGGCUGGCGCCCAGCGGGGGCAAGCUGAGCGGGCGGCGCGCCCGGGGCUGGAUGGUGAGCAGCAACCUGCCCAGCUCCGUGCUGGGCCGCAUCUGGCAGCUCAGCGACGUCGACCGCGACGGGAUGUUGGACGCCGAGGAGUUCGCCCUGGCCGGGCACCUCAUCGGGGCCAAGCUGGAGGGCAGGGGGCUGCCCGCCGACCUCCCGCCCAGGCUGGUGCCGCCCUCCAAGAGGAGGCCCAAGGGGUGCAAGGAAUGAGCAGGAAAUCAACCCAGAAUCGCCCCAAAAAUCACCCUUGGGCCUCCCCUAAUCCCCUCCAAGAGGAGGCCCAAGGGGUGCAAGGAGUGAGCAGGAAACACCUCAGAAAUCACCCCAAAAAUCACCCUUGGGCCUCCCCUAAUCCCCUCCAAGAGGAGGCGCAAGGGGUGCAAGGAAUGAGCAGGAAAUC